UGGAGAGAGAGUGAGGUUUGCCUGUUAUGUGUGAAGAUUUUGUGGUUUAAUUGUUUGUAUAAUUGUGCAGUUAAAAUAAUAUGUGGAAAUGAUGUGAUAAACGUGAAAAAUACAUAAGUGUACACCCAUAAAGUGAAGUGAAAGGUUUUAGCAGCAGUUGAAUAAUUUUAUCUAUCUUAGUGAUAAAUAAAUAAAAGCCACAAAAAUGGUUGCUUUACGAGUGAAAAGUGGUCUGUUUAUGGGGUUUGGUGGAGCAUUAGUGGUUGUUGGAGCUGUGAUGGUGGCAUAUUGGGAUUCAAUCUUCAUGGCGCAAUUGCGUAGGAUGAUGGUGCUGUCCCCGACAUCCAUGUCUUUCGGGUUAUGGCGGGAGAUACCCAUCCCGAUGUACCUGGAGUGCUUCAUGUUCAACAUAUCCAAUAUAGACGAUAUUCUGGCGGGCAAGAAUGUGUCCAUCAAUGUGGUGCAGAUGGGGCCUUACGUCUUCAGGGAGUCGCACACAAAGGUCAACCUCACGUGGAACCCGAACAGUACAGUGACAUUCUACAACAAGAGGGUGUGGCAUUACGAACCGGAGAUGUCCAACGGCAGCCUCUCCGACAUGGUCACCACCAUCAACCCUGUGAUCGCGACGGUAGCUCACGUGAUGCGUUACGAACGAGUGGCCUUCAACGUGUUCGUGGACAGUUUCCUGAGAAUGUUUCACGAUAACAUGUUCCUGACUGCCAACGUGUCCCAAUGGCUGUUCGACGGAAUCGAUGACCGCGUCAUUGAUAUAGCAGAAAAGAUACCUUUCAUUACGAUCAACAUACCUUAUGACAAGUUCGGAUGGUUCUACACGCGCAACGGCUCUUUGGAAUUCGACGGCAUAUUUGUGAUGAACACGGGCGCUGAGGACUUCUCCCAGCUCGGAAACUUAGAGAUGUGGCAGCACUCGAACAGGACCCUGUACCGGGGGGAGUGCGGGGAGGUGCGCGGCUCCACGGGGGAGCUGUGGGCUCCCGAGUUGGGUCAGCCCGAGGUCACGAUCUUCGCACCAGAUAUAUGCACAUACAUGAUCCUGCCCAAGGACAAGUCUGUGACGGUGCAGAACAUCGAGGGUGUUCAGUACGCGGCCAACAGUUCAUUGUUCGACAACGGUCACAACUACCCGCAUACGGCUUGUUACUGCGCCAUGAACCGCGACCGCAACUGCCUGCCGUCCGGAGCCCUAAAUGUGUCCGCGUGUCGGUUCGGGGCUCCAGCCUUCGUGACGUUGCCGCAUAUGCUGAAUACCGACCCCUACUACCCAUCCAAGAUUAGCGGUCUACAUCCAAUGCCUGAGCACAACUUCCGUUUGGCCCUGGAGAUGUUCACGGGCAUGCCGUUAGCGGUAACGGCGCAACUUCAGAUCAAUCUGCUCGUGCGACACGUGGCCGGCAUCACCAUCAACAACGCGUUGCCCGACGGCGACACUCUGGUGCCGAUGUUCUGGUUCCGACAAGAGUUAGUUAUGGACGAAAUGUAUGCGAGCUCCGCCAGAUUUGCUCUGAGACUGAAGAACUGGAUGCCCGUGGGCUUCUACGUACUCACCGGAAUCGGGGUCUUAUUACUUCUAUGGGGCGUAAUUAUACUAAUAAGGAAGAUCCUCAGAUCCCAAGAUUCGACUCCCAUUCUCGAGGACAGCUCAUCCAGCGAAACUUCACAGCAGUGACGAACGCAAUAUCACCGAUAUGCAGGUGAUUUUGGACUUUAUUGCGGCCGCUUUAAGACUAAAAUGCAGAUUUCUGGUUACAAACCGAUUUCCAGCUGAUUGUGAACCCUAUUACGACUGCGUUGAGGCGAAAAUAAAUGUUUCUCACCACAAACAGAUAAUCCAUGCGAUUGUGGACUUUAUUGCUCAUGCUUUACGGCAAAUACAUUUUGAUAGCUACAAAAGCGAUAAUACGAAGAAAAGGGCGAAAAAAUGUGCCUAUCGUCCUAUUUUUUGACGAAAAAUAAUGUGAUGACGUCAUUUUUUAUAAUUAUAAAUUGAAAGGUCUUCCUUCUUAAUAUCCAGUAACAUUC
Chilo suppressalis (striped riceborer) is the source of this 2043-nucleotide messenger RNA. The record is from the annotation of a GenBank genome assembly. NCBI's taxonomy places the organism in Eukaryota, Metazoa, Arthropoda, Insecta, Lepidoptera, Crambidae.